GGGCUCGUGCGCUGCGAUCCUCGUGAGCGCGGCCUUCGGCGUGAACCUGUCCAGCGUCUUCUACAUUGAUAACUGCGUUGUCGUGUCGCAGAUGCACGUGAUGUACGCUCUUGCAUCGGACCUGCGUGUUUUCGGCGGCUCCGUGUUCUCCAUACAGAACAGCUCGUGGAGUGCGCCGAGCAGAGAAUACUACGAAGGUGCGUGUGUGUUUGGGGGGGUCGCUGUGGAUGGCGGCAGCGUGCUUCAGAUUGUGUCCAGCACGUUCCGUCUCGGCUUCGCCAUGCUCAUUGUAACCUCGCUGACCGUGACUGGUGGCAGCUGGCUGGUGCACCGCAGCAACGAGUUUCGCACCGCCUACGUUGUGUACGUGGCUAAAUACGACGGUGGGGCGUUCCGCGAUCAGAGUGUGUGGUCGAUACUUGACAACAAACUUACGUACGGCUCGUACUCGUCUACCAUCGCACACAUAACCAGCAACUGGUUACCAUCAUCCGACUCGCGCCCGAUCAUCUACGGCGUGUGCAACGAGGCAAGGGGCUCUCCUGUGACGGAUUACGGAGAAGAGCUCAACAUUGGAGCCCCCGUGAGGGUGUUGGACUGUGGCGCAUGCACCAUGGAUGCUGUGUGCUUUUCAGCGAGGACGAGCAGCAUCAGCGGCUGUGCUUGUGUGUGCGCUGCUGGCGGCCACGGUGACACGUGUCUGCCGGCUGCUGUUCCAGACGGCCUUGGGCCGCUCCCGCUCCCCGAUGCGAAGGACACGGAGGUCCGCUGCGUGCACGGUGGCAGCAUCAGCUCCGUGGACUAUCCUGGUCCCGGUGUGCGUGUUUUUUGCUUUGUCAACGUGACCUUCACCGCCGCGAUUGUGCUGGACCUGUGGAGCCUUGACGCACCACAACAGACACUCAACAUCACGCUGCUGCAGUGCGUCCUCAUGGGCCUGUUGGUCAAGGGGAGUGGUGCGCGCGUGCACGUGAACAUGACAUCCUCGAUGCUGGACGCCGGAGCAUUGGAGUUUGAGGGCCAUUUUGGAGCGAGUUCCCGGAUACUUGUGGCGGGCAGUACGCUUGUGACGACGUUAUUCCAUGCCAUUGUCUUUCCGGAAUUUUCCCUCGGUGCGAAGUCGACGCUGCUUCUACUCGACAACUACAUCGAGGGGAAUAGUGGCGCAGUUUGUUUCACCAAUGCUUUUGUUGUUGAUGGUGGCGGGGUCAUUGUGAAGGGAAAUACACUGAGUACAAUAGAGAAUAACGGUGUGGAAUCAUCUGUUUAUGUUUACGCUUUUGACGUGAAAAAUGGCGGCUACUUUGAUUCGGAGAACAACACGAUGAGAGCCGUUAGUGGCCUUUAUGUUCUUGGGGAAACUACCGUGAGCUCUGCGGGGCUGCUGAGAGUGGCGGACUGCACCUUUAUUGGCAGCACGAAGGUUUCUAAUUCUGCGCUGGUGCAUUUUGACGGCUCGCUGACACUCGAGAGAGGUGCGCAGUGGCGUCUGGAGGGCAACAAAGUGAGGGCAGCCUCACUAAUAGGUGUGCCAAAAUCCUCGCACAAAAUUGCUCUGUCAGGCAGCGGCACUACCGUGGCGCUUGCACACAACCGUCAGUUGGACUCCCGAUUGCCCUUUUUCAAUUUUUUUCCAUUGAGCAUUUUCGUGACGUCACCCGCGCGGUUUGUGGUUGGGUGCAACCUGCAGGGCGAUGAGGAGGUGUCGUACGACGGUUUGUUUCCGGUGGAAGUGGUGGUGUUCAGGUGCGGCACAUGCAACGACGACGCUGCGUGCUACAUGCCCGGGACGGACUCGGUGGACCGCGUCUCGUGCUCGUGCAGCUGCAAGGACGGAUGGUAUGGCGCGUUGUGUCUUCCCUUCGAGGUGCCCGACACGGUUGUGCCGCCCGUGACGGAGAGAGCCGUUGACGGCGAAACGAGCUGCGUGGUGGACCAGACGCUGACGAGCCUCACGCUGAACAUGUGGAAGACGCACCACUGCUACGUGGAUGUGACAUUCAGCGGCGUGGGUGCUGCGCUGACGUUUUUCCUUGACAGCAUGCCGCUUCAUCUCCCCAUCAACAUGACGCUUACUGGGUGCACGUUCCGUGACGGUGCCGCGCUGGAGUUUGUUGGGGGUGCGGCGGCGGCCGAGUCAGCCGGCGUCCUCAUCCGCGUGAGCCAGACGGUGAUGCGGUCCUCUGUUGUUGUGUUUGCAUUCGCCCUCCCGCAGCACUGCGAUAUCGCCGUCACGGAGGUUGACGCGGUGCAGUCUUCUAUUCUCUUUUGGCCUGACACUGUGAACAAAAGGUUGAGCGUAGUGGCGCUGGACAACGUCGAGUUGACUGCGUCCUCGCUGUUGGUCAGCAACGUCAAGGCGCAUGCAACGAAGCGUGAUGCGUUUGGUUUGUACUCUAUUGGGACGCUGACGCUGGUGGGUGACAGCUCGCUGUACGUGCGGUACUGCAGCCUUGAUGGAUACACACACCUGUUCCACGUAAAUAUCCUCAGUGUCCGCGAUCACUCUGUCUUUGCGCUGCUCAACAACACGAUGUCCUCCGGGACAAGUCUCCUGUAUCAGUGCCUAGACAUUAGUGUGUCGGGACACAGCGUGUUGCGCGUGGUGGGGAACAGCGGUUUUGUGUCCUGCGCCAUCUUUGUAGACGACUCGUGGACCGUCGAGGAGUCAAGCUGGUUGGAUUGGCGCGACAAUGACGUGGGAGUGGGUGCGAUUUUCCACGAAUCCGAAUCCACUUUUCUUAUCAUUGACGACAGCAGUGUGGUGACGCUGACGGGCUGCAAGAUGGGCUCGACGGGGUUGUCGGUGCCUUUGCUAUUUCGGGCUGACGCCGGCUACCAGUUCGUUGCUGGGUGCCUGACGGUCGCAGGACGUGUUUUGACGACGGCGGCCGAACUGGAGCUCCACGGCAUCACCGACGUGACGACGGUUGCCGUGUGCGGGGAGUGCACGAGGGAGAGCGACUGCUUUGCUCCGCUGACGACGGCGGUCGUUGACUGCAAGUGCCGGUGCGCUGCUGGAGGGCACGGCGAUGUGUGUGUCCCGGCGCCUGUGCCUGCUGGCCCGCCGCCACCGCCACCGCCACUGCCAGCACCACCACCCACGCCGCCACCGCCGAUUGGUGAGUGCAUCAGCGACAUGGUGUACCCCGAGGUUGCGCAGGCAGUGGGCGGCGGGCUGUCGUGGCUGUGCUACCGCAACGUGACGUUCAGCGGGGGUGGCAUGAGCCUGGCAGUGCUGACUGGGGCGAUGACGGGCGACGUGGCGAAUGUCACGUUCGAUGGAUGCACGUGGAGGGACGGCGCCGUGCUGUUGCUGUUGGGCAACGCGCAUGCCGCUGUGGGGUCGCUGAACGUCUUCGUCACCGGCAACGCGUUCCAUGACGCGCUGCUCAGCCCGGAGGGCGGUUUUCCACCGCACACGAACAUCACGAUCAGCGGGAAUCGCUUCACGGUCACGAGGCUGAUCCCUCGACCGGGUUUGGGCCUUAGGAGCCCGUCGUGUGUUGCGAUGAAUGGACUGGCGAUCAGCGAUGGCUCCGCGGUGGUGCUCAGUGGCAAUGUGUUUCAUAGCGUGACGGCAUCGUCGAGCGCCAUUCAUGUCGUUGAAUCUGCGCUGAGGGUGAUGUGGCGCUCCGUGUUUGCUGUGAUAGGCAACACGUUUCAUAUGGCUGGCGGUGACAGUACGCUGAUAUAUCUUGAAGGGUCUAGACAUUCUUCGUCACUGAUUGUACUGAACAACUCUGCUGUGGUGGUCCGAGGCAAUCUUGUGUCGAGGCCGGUGAAUUACGUCAUUUUUGUUUGUUGGGCAUUACGUGUGGAGUCCCAAUCAUCGGUCGUGUUUCAUGGCAACAACAUGCAGGGAAGCUUGGUUGUGUUUUAUUCAACUUUUUCUUACAUUUACUACAACUCCUGGCUGCAGUUGAGCGGCAACCUUUGCCGUGAAUCUCCAUCGGAUACCUUUGCUGUUUUGAGCCCCGCAGUGAAUCUCCGCGACUCCACGGUGUCUGUGGCCGGCAACCAAGUCAUGUCCAGCAAGGGAAUGACCAAAACACUGUGGAUAUUUUUAGGGACAAGCGAUCUUACAAACGGAGAGAUUGUGGUUGCGUGCAACACUGUGAACGGCAAGGAGGAAGAGAACUACGCCAUUCCGUCCGUGUACAAUGCCACCAUCCUGACCUGCGGCGAUCCAUGCACCCUCGCGGCGUCGUGCUUCCCUGCUUACACGUCGACGGCGUCGAGUGAUGGCUGUGCCUGCAGAUGCGCGGAGGGCGGCCACGGCGAUGCGUGCCUGCCCGUUGCUGUCCCCGAGCCACCGAGCACCGACGGCGUCGACUUGUGCGUGCGGGACGUGCGUGUGGGUGUGAAGCUGAGCGCCGGUCUCGGGACGUCGGUGGUGUGCUACGUUGGUGUGACCUUUGCGGCGGACGUUGUGGUGGACGUGGAGUUGAUGUCGGGGAGCGUGCGCAACGUGACGCUGGCGAACUGCACGUUUUUGGACGGAGCGAUCCUGUACGUUGUUGGGUGGCUGUCCCACCCGCCUUCUGGCGAGCGUGCCGAUGUGUUGAUCAGCGGCCUUGAGUCGCGCUCCGGCGGCGGCGUGUUGGUGGCGAACCGAUUUCCGCCGGGCUCUCGCGUCACUGUGGUGGACUCGGUGCUGAUUGCAGAGAAGCGCGUUGCGUACCGCGGCGCCUACGGCCUUGGCGACGCCUCCGCGUGCCUCGUGGUGCACAGCGUGAAACUGACUGGGAGCGUGCUGACCAUCGCGCGCACGCAUGUGGCGGCUGUGUUCCGUGACGCUGUUGGCGUGUUGGUGGUUGACGGCGUGGCGCUGCAGUCACGUGGUGCGCUGUACUUGGACGGGCUGUCGGUGCAGACGGCGCUGGGGCUGUGCGUGUCGGUGGAGGGCAGUGUUGCUGCCAGUGGCGGCUCCGUGGUGGCGUUUGUUGACAGCGACUUCCUGCUGUGCAAGCACGCGGUGUCCGUGCGUGGGGCUGUGAGCGUGUCGGGCUCCGCCGUGGCGCUUGUGCGGAGCGACUUUUCGUUGACGGAGGACUACGCGGUGACGUUUUAUUCGACGGUGAGCCUUGCCAACGGGUCGAUGCUGCUGGCGAAGGGCAACGUGCACGACGGCGCUUCGAGGGAAAUGCUCCACGCCGCUGGUGCCGUGACCGCUGCUGGGAGCACGCUGAGUUUUGUGCGCAACCGAGCGCUGCAGCCGCGGAUGGUGUCGCUGAGCCUGUCGCUCGCGGCUGGGGCGCAUUUGAGGGUGGCGUGCAACGACGCUGGUGGGCGUGUCCUGUCGACGGCGGAGGAGUACGCAGCGGCUGGAUUUGGCGACGCUGGGCGCAUCGACGUUGUUGGGUGCGACGACUGCGACAGGGACACGCACUGCUACGCGCCCGGGACGACCUCUGCGAGCAUGAGGAACGGUGUGUGCGUGUGCGUGUGCGGCAGCGGCGGGUACGGCGAGGCGUGCGUGCCUGUGGGAGCUCUCGCACUACCGCCCGCUGUGGGCACCGCGUCGAGUUUGUUUGUCCGCGAGGGCGUGACGGUGCAGUCGGUGUUCGUUGUGCCUGCCGGCGCGAGCGAGGUG
Molecule: messenger RNA, 5596 nt
Organism: Trypanosoma cruzi
Lineage: Eukaryota; Euglenozoa; Kinetoplastea; Trypanosomatida; Trypanosomatidae
Product: dispersed gene family protein 1 (DGF-1), putative
Exons: 1
Molecular function (GO): Notch binding
Source: RefSeq, a predicted model, not a curated record